This is a messenger RNA of Corythoichthys intestinalis (scribbled pipefish), 2909 nucleotides long. RefSeq names its product spleen tyrosine kinase (gene syk). The coding region runs from base 503 to 2380 and encodes 625 amino acids. Gene Ontology annotation, cellular component: cytoplasm. Gene Ontology annotation, biological process: positive regulation of mast cell degranulation; macrophage activation involved in immune response; positive regulation of alpha-beta T cell proliferation. Gene Ontology annotation, molecular function: ATP binding; non-membrane spanning protein tyrosine kinase activity. The record is from RefSeq and is a predicted model, not a curated record. NCBI's taxonomy places the organism in Eukaryota, Metazoa, Chordata, Actinopteri, Syngnathiformes, Syngnathidae. The transcript has 15 exons.
UUGGAAGUGGUUGAGAAAUCCAGCAGCUAUGGGACGGAAGCAUCGACAAGCGUCCCAGAGCAGUGAUGAUGGGAUACCGCUGCUUCUCCUCCCUGUUUACGUCACGCAAUAAGACGAAUUAGAAAAUAAAUUUGUAUUGAGAUGAUAGCCGAGUAAGCCAAAAUGGACAAUGCGACUGUGGAGGACUGCAUUCCAUGGCUUGAUCUGUUCCUCCCUGAUUGGCCCUGGCAAGUUCAAUGUUCUUAAAAGAAGAAGGGGAAGUAUUAAGAACCCAUUUGUCAAGGAAGCCUCCGAAAUGAGGAAGCUUCAAAGCGUCACCUUUCCACCGCGUUCACAUUUCAACGGCAAAUAUCUUCUUUGUCAGCUACCAGUUGAAUUGGACAUAAUGCCAUAUCGCUUACAGUAUUGGAUUGCUUGAAAAACUGAAGAGGUUACAUCAUCACUACAGAACAUAUAGUAAAUUAUAUUGAAGUUGUGAGCGGACAUUUUGAAGGUGGCCACAAUGGCUGACAGAGUGAAUAGUUUGCCAUUCUUUUACGGCAACAUCACAAGAGAGGAGGCCGAGGACUAUCUUCAGCAGCAGGGUACAGUUAGUGGCUUGUAUUUGCUCCGGCAAAGUCGAAACCAUUUUGGAGGUUUCGCUCUUUCUGUGUUACAUUCUGGCCGCUGCUACCACUACACCAUUGAAAGAGAGUCCAAUGAAUCGUACGCUAUUGCUGGGGGUAAAAGCCACAACAGCCCUCUUGAUGUGAUUGACUACCACUCCCAGGAGAUGGACGGCCUCGUAUGUCGACUGAAGAAGCCGUGCAACAGGCCCAAGAACAUGCAGCCUAAGGUGGGGCCGUUUGAGGACUUAAAGGAAAAACUCAUUCUGGAAUAUGUAAAGCAGACCUGGAACUUACAGGGGACAGCUCUGGAACAAGCCAUAAUCAGUCAAAGGCCACAUUUGGAGAAGCUGAUUGCGGCCACCGCUCACGAACGAAUGCCUUGGUUCCAUGGAAAAAUAACUCGAGAGGACUCAGAGCCAAGGCUUCAAAAUGGCUCCCGUACAAAUGGAAAAUUUCUGAUCCGGCAGAGGGAUGCGAAUGGAUCCUUUGCUCUUUGUUUAUUACAUGAAGGAGAAGUAAUGCAUUACCGCAUUGACCAGGACAGGAGUGGCAAGCUCUCUAUACCAGAUGGCAAGAAGUUUGACACUCUUUGGCAGCUGGUGGAACACUAUUCGUAUAAACCAGAUGGCCUCCUGCAAGUUCUUACAGAAGUCAGUCCACGACCGGAUGAAGAUACAGAACUUUUAGGACAGUCGCUGCUACCACAGGAUACGUCUGGGUUUAGUUCUAAGUUUCAAAAUGCAGCAGGAGGAAUUCUUGCCAAAAUCAAAACAGUUCCCAUACCCGGCCGACAUAAGAGCCGCAGAUCUCGACACGAAAACAAAGACGCUAGUAAUCCCAACUCUUAUGAACAACAAGUGCCCAAUAAUUGGGUAGUCGAUUUAGAGUCUUUGCCGAUGGACACACCGGUUUACGACAGGACGUAUGCAGAUCCUGAUGAGCUGAGAAAUGCCAUUGUAAAUUACGAACAGCUCCAUUUGGAAGAUGAAGAAUUGGGUUCAGGAAACUUCGGUACAGUCAGGAAGGGCUUCUACAAGACAAAAACGACAAAGCAACCAGUUGCCGUGAAAAUCCUUAAGAACGAUGAUAGCAGCACAUCAGUUCGGGAGGAAAUGCUGCGAGAAGCCGAUGUCAUGCAGCAGUUGGACAAUCCUUACAUUGUCCGGAUGAUUGGUAUCUGUGAGGCAGAGAGCCUCAUGCUAGUGAUGGAGCUGGCUGAGCUGGGGCCACUUCACAAGUUCCUGCAAAAAAACAAGCAAACAACUAUUCCAAACAUCACGGAGCUGGUGCACCAAGUGUCUAUGGGGAUGAAAUACCUUGAGGAGCAUAACUUUGUCCAUAGGGACCUUGCAGCUCGGAACGUCUUGCUUGUCACACAGCACUACGCCAAAAUAAGUGAUUUUGGCCUCUCCAAAGUAGUUGCAGAGGACCAGAACUACUACAAGGCCAAGGGACAUGGAAAGUGGCCGCUGAAAUGGUAUGCUCCUGAGUGCAUCAACUUCUUCAAAUUCUCAACCAAAAGUGACGUUUGGAGCUUCGGAGUACUCAUGUGGGAAGCGUACUCGUACGGGGAGAAGCCAUACAGGGGAAUGAGAGGAAAUAAUGUUUUGCAAAUGAUCGAGAGUGGAAUGCGUAUGGAUGCCCCAACAAACUGCCCAGAAGAGAUGUAUAACCUCAUGAAUACAUGCUGGACAUAUGAGGUGGAGAAAAGACCUGCGUUUGCCGUUAUUGAGCCAAGACUACGGCGGUAUUAUUACGACAUUGCACAAUGAAUCUAGAUAUCUAGAAAUCAUUGAGCGAUCUGUCAGGAUGAUACUAAACAUCUGUACAUUAAACUAGCAAUAAAUUUUACGUUUCUGCAAUUAAAAAAAGAAUCCUGUGACAUCUAAUCUUGAAUUCAUUUUCAUUAUGAGCUUUCACAAACAAAAGGGGAAAAAUGCAUAUGGCGGAAAACAGACAAGUCUGAAAAAGCAGUUUCUGCUCUUGCACCCCUCUUUAUAAUAAUCUGCUGUAUUUUAAGCCAAAAGAACAGUUGUGUUUGAUAGAACAAUAUGUCUAUAUGCUGCCAUAGCAGAUUCAUGGCGCAUUAAGCCUCCGAACUAUUUUUAAUUUGUCCGUUUUACCCUGGAAACCCCCGUUUACAGACGUCGCGCAACCGCUUUUGUUUCAACCCAGCUAUAAAAAUUAUAUUAUUCAAAAUGUCUGUCAUUUUUAGCUUAGAGUGAUUAAUUGAUGUCUAAUGUUUCGUUAUGUUUUUUUUUUUUUUUUUUUCAAAUUCACUCGCAUAUUUUAAACAAAUUA